Messenger RNA from Thalassophryne amazonica, 3548 nucleotides. Its product is annotated as muscleblind-like protein 2a. Gene Ontology annotation, molecular function: metal ion binding. The transcript has 11 exons. The coding region runs from base 1223 to 2335 and encodes 370 amino acids. NCBI's taxonomy places the organism in Eukaryota, Metazoa, Chordata, Actinopteri, Batrachoidiformes, Batrachoididae. The record is from RefSeq and is a predicted model, not a curated record.
GAGAGAGAGAGAGAGAGAGAGAGAGAGAGAGAGAGAGAGAGAGAGAGAGAGAGAAUCCAUGUCUAGGCAUGGAUCUCCGGCUGCAGCAAUGCGUGAGGAAUGACAACAUUUCACAUGGUCAUUAACUCCAGUGGCUGAGACUGAAGGGAGAGCUGAACUGUAGCACAGUGUCACAGAAGCACUGGGUGCUUCCUGUGGUCGGGACAGCAGCAGACAGACAGAGGCACAGUACGGCUACGGGACUCAGUUGAACGAGAUAACUGAAAGAAAGUGCCUUUGUGAUAGAGAGAGAGAGAGAGAGAGAGAGAGAGAGAGAGAGAGAGAGAGAGAGAGAAUCCAUGUCUAGGCAUGGAUCUCCGGCUGCAGCAAUGCGUGAGGAAUGACAACAUUUCACAUGGUCAUUAACUCCAGUGGCUGAGACUGAAGGGAGAGCUGAACUGUAGCACAGUGUCACAGAAGCACUGGGUGCUUCCUGUGGUCGGGACAGCAGCAGACAGACAGAGGCACAGUACGGCUACGGGACUCAGUUGAACGAGAUAACUGAAAGAAAGUGCCUUUGUGAUACAACCUACCUACUUGAAGAUCCCUGGGUGUUCCUGUAGAGAUUCAGACUUAUCCCUCUGCACUGGGGACAGGUCAUGUACAAGACCCAAACAUCGCCAACCCUCUUCUUUUAAUGUGCUCUGUGUGAAGAAACUCACAGAGGUGGAACUGCUGUACUGCUGCCCAAAGUGCCAAAGCUCAGAAAGAGGAGGUACUGAGGACAUGAGACAAUAAACAGCCAUUGAUUUUAUGUUGUCCUGAACUGUGCCAUCACACGUCAAAAUAGCAUCACUUUUUGUUCCCCAUCAUCCAAACCUGGGCUGACAGCGUCAUUCACAGAAAGGACAUUUUGGGGACAUUGGUAUCUUAUCUGAGGUCUCCAGCUGGAAGUAACUGACUGAUGACCACAUAACUAUAGCUGACCAGUCCCAUGUUCCGUUCACAGACACUUUACCAGUCCAUUACUGCUGGCCUCCCGUAUCCAAGGACAAACCACAUCCACUGACCAGAAGAAAAAAAACAAAAAACAUUUUUUGCUACAUGCCCUACCAGUCGUAGGUGUGGUGUGUUUUUAUACAUUUUAUUUAUUCACAUUUUUUUGUUGGAACAAAUAGAGGCUUGCCUCCUCCUUAAACCAGUGGCUCCCCUCUUCGCCAGCUCCACAGCCACUGCUGCUGACAUGGCUCUAAAUAUUGCCUCAAUACGGGACACAAAGUGGCUAACCCUGGAGGUGUGCCGGCAGUUUCAGAGAGGGACUUGCUCACGCAGCGAUGAGGAAUGCAAAUUUGCCCACCCGCCCAAAAGCUGCCAGGUGGAGAAUGGGAGAGUGAUCGCUUGUUUUGACUCUUUAAAGGGCCGAUGCACACGAGAGAACUGCAAAUACCUCCACCCGCCCGCUCACCUGAAAACGCAGCUGGAAAUAAACGGACGGAACAACCUGAUCCAGCAGAAGACAGCAGCCGCCAUGUUGGCUCAGCAGAUGCAGUUCAUGAUCCCGGGCGCGGCCAUGCAGCCUGUGCAGACGUUUCCCGUCAGCCAGGGCCUGGGCUCCAGUGCAGGUUUGAGCUACACUCCCUACCUGACUCCGAUGGCCCACAGCAUGGGCCUGGUGCCCACAGACAUCCUGCCCAGCACGCCUGUUAUUGUCCCUGGCAGCCCACCCGUCUCCGUUACCGCUGGCUCGUCCUCCAACCAGAAAUUGCUGCGUACUGACAAGCUUGAGGUUUGCCGCGAGUUCCAGCGGGGUAACUGUGCACGUGGCGAGACAGACUGCCGCUUCGCUCACCCGAGUGACAACCCCAUGAUCGACACCAGCGACAACACGGUCACCGUCUGCAUGGAUUACAUCAAGAGUCGCUGCUCCCGCGAGAAGUGCAAGUACUUCCACCCACCGGCCCACCUGCAGGCCAAGAUCAAGGCCGCCCAACAUCAGGCCAAUCAGACGGCUGUGGCUGCGCAAGCUGCAGCUACGGCUGCAGCCAUGACUCAGUCGACUGCCAAAGCAAUGAAGCGACCCCUCGAGGCAACUUUAGACCUGGUAUUUCCCCACGGUGUCCUCCAGCCUCUACCAAAGAGACCAGCACUUGAGAAGAGCAAUGGAGCAAGCUCCCUGUUCAACCCCAGUGUGUUGCACUACCAGCAGGCAUUGGCUAACGCACAGCUCCAGCAGCCUGCCUUCUUUCCCACAGGGUCAGUCUUGUGCAUGACUCCUGCUAGCAGUCUUGCAACAACUCCUGCCACAAGUGUCCCCUACGCAGCAACAGCACCAGCCAAUCAGAUCAUCCUGAAGUAAGCGUCAGGAAGGCAAUGGAGUGUCACGAAGCUGCACUAGGAAACCCCAAACAGCCCCUCUGUAAAUACUACCUUUCCUCUCCCAUAGAGGUCCAGCAACAUGCAUGCUAAGAGUGUAACAUCACAAUUUAACCGUAAGAACUGCAGUGCCAGUGUAACACACACACAAAAAAACAAACAUAUGUAUUGCUAUAAAAACUAUUAACAUUGAAAAGUCAAAAAUAUACUUAUCUACAUGCAUAACCGAGACACUAUAGAGGUCAUUUUAAUAAUCAUCAUCCCAAAGUACUGGUGAUUCCAUCUCUCUCUGCUUUUUCAUCCCUGGGAAAGAGAAAAGAUAUUUGAUUUGCACUAUAUGAGGAAUAUAGUGCUUAGAUAGACAGAAAACAGGAAGAAAAACGCUGUGCAGAACCCUACCAACGCACUCGGCGCUCUCAGGGGACAGGGAAAUAGAGUAGGGCGCCCCAGCCCCCACGCCGUCUUUGCUUUUCUUUUUACAAAGUUGAAUGUCCCAAGGACAGACAAGAUGGGACCGUUUGGAUCACAACCCUCAGCUGCUGCCCCAGACGCUGCCAAGACGCCAUGACACAAGUCCAACCUUUGAAACCCCCACCAGGAAUCCUCUCACCAAAGCUGAAGAAGUCAACAGAAUCAAACCUGCUAGAAAGCAGAGCAGCAUUUUAUCCUGCUAAGUUUUUGUUGUUGUUGCUUUCUUUUCCAUAGCUCAAGUGGCUCACAACACAAAUAUGUCCCGCCCCCCUGCAUCACUCAGACUUUGUUUGGGUUCAGAGGAGCAGUGGGAUAGAUUGUGCAGGAUUUUUGCAUGUCUUCAGGACAGGCGAGAACAGAUUGUGGCCAUUUAUCGAAAAGCCUAAAGGCCUGGGUCUUUACCAAGGGCUUAAUGAAGCCUGAAGGCCUUGUGUGUGUGUGUGCAUGUGUAUGUUCAAGUAUGCACCUGGAGACUGAAGGUCUGCCGGCAGACUGGGACUUGAAGUGAGGUCUAGCAGCUGUUGACAACAUCCAGCAUGUUGGAAUGGGGAUUCAAGUGCUACGACUAAAUAAAAACAAAAAACGCAAAGGUGCAUUUGACAAUGCUCAAAAGAUGACUUGAACUUUGAAUUGGAGGGCUAUCUGUGACCGUCGGUUGUCCUGUCCAACCCUACUAUCACCGAUAAUCCUGUUCCAUUGUAGAAAUCUGUAGAAGUGCCUAAAGU